GUUUCUACUCGUUGGGAAAUAUUUCCGAAAUCUAGGUCAACUGAUAAAACCGUGGAUUAUGGACACUUUAAGUCAACUGGAACUCAAAAUAUUAGAGCACUGUUUUGGAAAUAAUGUUUAGAUAGCCGCUGGGCCAUAUUCAAACAAAUAUCUAAUUGUUCAUUUGCUAAAAUUAUUUUUCAAAUUUGUAUUAGCGUACAGCAAAGAAUACUUGACUAAAUAAACAUUUCGUUCAGUGCACAUGGCCAUGGGGACUAAAGCAAAACCAAUCCUCUACUCCUAUUUCCGCAGUUCCUGCUCAUACAGGGUUAGAAUAGCAUUAGCUCUGAAGGGGGUGGAGUAUGAAUACCGUGCAGUGAACCUCGUCAAAGAUGGUGGCCAACAACAUUUUGACGAAUACAAACAGCUCAACCCAAUGGAAAUGGUGCCAUCUUUUGUGGUAGAUGGUCAAGCAUUGACCCAGUCGGUGCCCAUCAUGGAGUACAUAGAGGAGGUUUACCCCCAGAAGCCAAGUUUACUACCCAAAGAUCCCUUAGUAAGAGCUCAGGUUAGGGCAGUUUCUGAGAUUAUAAAUAGUGGUAUACAACCAAUACAGAAUCUGCCAGUGCUGCAGUAUGUGGGGGAUGAAAAGAAGAUGGAAUGGGGACGUUACUGGAUUGAUAAAGGUUUCAAAGGGCUGGAGAAGCAGUUACAGCAGACUGCUGGUGAAUUUUGUGUGGGAGACGAGGUGUCUAUGGCAGAUGCAUGUCUAGUUCCACAGGUCUUUAAUGCUAACAGGUUCAAGGUGGAUAUGAGCCAAUUCCCGACCAUUAACAAGAUUCACCAGAAUUGUUUGAACCUAGAGGCAUUCAAGGCAGCUGGCCCCACCAUGCAGCCAGACUGCCCAGACGAUCUCAAAUAAUGUAGACAUAAAUGUUGGUACAUAAGCCCAAAUGAUGAGCAGGCCUCGCUUAAAAUCUUACGAGUCAAUUUGUGUUAGGACAGGUUAAAUAUGUUCUCAUAAGAGGUGGUAGGGGUGAAUUUACUUAAGAAAAAUUGGCUGCUAUUUAAUUUGAUUUGACAUUCGACUUGAUUUGACAAAGAUUUAUACCCAAUCUUCUAAAGAAUUGGUAAUACACCAAAUUAAAGUGGAUGCCAGUUUAAAGCAAAUUUCAGUAAACAAUAUGUACUACAAUAUGAUAUCAACUAACUGACUAAGUGAUAAGGAAAUAAGGUAAUGAUAGCAUUCAACUCCACAGGAAGGCAUAUGUAUCAAUUAUAGUGUAGGGCUUAACCAGACUUGACCAAACGAUCAUAUGGCAGCUAUAGUGAUAUUUGGUUUCUCGUGAUAUACAUGUACUGGACUAUACCAUGCAUAUACAGAUAUUUUCAUGUUUUUAGUUUCUAUCUAAUGUACAAUUGUUAGGACUUGAUACAGUAAGAUAUACAAUCUUGUAGAUUAGGGAAAUAUAUACUUGGAUUAUAUCAAAGUAUAAUGAAAGAA
Molecule: messenger RNA, 1483 nt
Organism: Owenia fusiformis
Lineage: Eukaryota; Metazoa; Annelida; Polychaeta; Sabellida; Oweniidae
Source: the annotation of a GenBank genome assembly